CGAAAAAUUCGAAACCCAUAAAGAUUAGAGGAAUCCAUUCUCUCUUUGUUUCUGUGUGUUGUUUGUUGUGCCCUCUCAAAAUCUCCCUCUGCAAAAGUCGCCUUGUUUCCAUCUUCGAUUUCUUUCCUCUCUUUAUAAAGAGACCCAUUUGCAGAGAGAUUAGGAAAACCCUACAAACAAGAGAGGAGGCAUGUCUGGAGGAAUUGCACGCGGUCGUCUCGCUGAGGAGCGCAAGUCAUGGCGGAAGAAUCAUCCCCAUGGUUUUGUGGCCAAGCCGGAGACUUUACCUGAUGGGACUGUGAAUCUGAUGGUGUGGCAUUGCACUAUUCCGGGCAAGGCUGGUACUGACUGGGAGGGUGGGUACUUCCCACUCACACUUCACUUCAGUGAAGACUACCCUAGCAAGCCUCCAAAGUGCAAAUUCCCUGCAAAUUUCUUCCACCCAAAUGUGUAUCCUUCUGGAACUGUUUGUCUAUCAAUUCUUAACGAGGACAGUGGUUGGAGACCAGCAAUUACAGUGAAACAAAUUCUUGUGGGCAUUCAGGAUCUACUGGAUCAGCCAAAUCCCUCUGAUCCUGCACAGACCGAAGGCUAUCACCUCUUCAUUCAGGAUUCGACAGAGUACAAGAGAAGGGUUCGCCAGCAGGCCAAGCAAUACCCACCUCUGGUCUAAUGCAAAACUGGGGUUGUAGCCCCAGACACUGCUGGUGCUUUGGUAAAUGUCAGUUGCCGCCUUUUGUUUGAAGCAUGUUAUGUCAAACAUCGUUGUUUGGAAGUGGUAGUUAGCAUCAUGUGUAGACUACGUGGUUAAGCUAUUUUCCCUGUAUCGGAUUUGGAUUAACUUGGGUUAAUGUAUGUCACUAUGCGAGUGGUCCAGUAAUACUCAUCUCAUUGAGAAAAUAUUGAAACUUUCAUGUCGGGGCAAUGCCAAUUGUGUUAAUUUAUGAGUUUGCCAAUUCCUCUGGUGCAAAUCUCUAUUGUUUUUAUGUACAAGUACUGUUUCUGUGAGCAUGAAUAAUACUACAAGCAUCCAAGUAUUGGGCAUAGCUUCAUUUC
This is a messenger RNA of Fragaria vesca subsp. vesca, 1056 nucleotides long. Its product is annotated as SUMO-conjugating enzyme SCE1-like. NCBI's taxonomy places the organism in Eukaryota, Viridiplantae, Streptophyta, Magnoliopsida, Rosales, Rosaceae. The transcript is spliced from 5 exons. The record is from RefSeq and is a predicted model, not a curated record. Gene Ontology annotation, biological process: protein sumoylation. Gene Ontology annotation, cellular component: nucleus. Gene Ontology annotation, molecular function: SUMO conjugating enzyme activity. Bases 191 to 673 code for a protein of 160 amino acids.